This is a messenger RNA of Porites lobata, 10485 nucleotides long. NCBI's taxonomy places the organism in Eukaryota, Metazoa, Cnidaria, Anthozoa, Scleractinia, Poritidae. The record is from the annotation of a GenBank genome assembly.
CUCAACCAAGUAUACCACAAUGCCUCGGUUUCUGAACAAGAGGAAGAGACCAAGCUAUAGUCACGUGACUCCGUAUCCCACGAACAUGGCGACGAAGGAGAAAGAGAGAGAUCGCGGUCAGUCAAUGACCUCCAAACUGAGCAUCGGGAACUACAUACUCGGACAAACUUUAGGUGUUGGAACGUUUGGAAAAGUGAAAAGUAAGUAUUAGUAAGGUUAAUUGUGUUAACCUUUGCGUAAUUAGGAGAGAUCGCUGUAAGCGUGCACAACUCCACGUACGCAAAAUGCUUAGUCAUUUGCAUGUAGUAGAAAAUUUGCUACACACGAAUGAAUAAAUGACUGGGAAAAUACGGUAAUAAUCGCUGUUAUGAUAGUAUAUAUACUACCAGGCUUUAUACCAUUACUAGACCUGAAUUGAAGGUACAAAGUAAUGAAAUCAGCGCGUUGAUGCCUAACAACUAACGUGUUUGCAUGCAAGAACCGUGCGAUGUUGGUUCCCUGGUCAUUCAAGACUUACUGUUGACUUCCACGGAAGUCAGGCCUCAUUGAUCUCAGCUUGUUUACGUGUUAUAAGCAUACCUUCAUCAGCAACGUGAUAAUUGUAUUGACCUUUGAGCGGUGCUGAGAAAACUCUUUAUCUUUUAUUUGUUGCUAAUUCCAUGAAAGCUUUUUACUCUUUCCAUGUCAGUUUAAGUUCUUAAUGACGGACUUUGAACUUUUUUGGAGAUCAUGUACAUGUAACUGCAAGAGUUCUUUAACUGAAUCAAGAAGAAACACAAGAUUAACUUUCUCUAUGCGUUUAUACAGUAGUUGUUUUUCGCAGUAGUGAGCACUAUUUAUAUUAUUUAAAAUAGUUUGAUACACAAUAUUAACAAAUGUAUACUAUUCUGUAUGCUAUGAUCUUAGUAUACAUUAAUUAUUUUGUAUACAGUGGAACCUCGAUAUAACAAAGGCCAAAGGACGGGCAAAAUUUGUUCGCUGUAACAAGGUUUCGUUAUAUAAAGGUUCUUCUCCAUAUAUUUUACUAUUACUAGGGUCAAGAAAAUCGUUUGUUAUACAGAGGACUUCAUUAUAUAGAAUUUUGUUACAUCAAGGUUCCACUCUAGCAAUUUACUUUAUUAUAUUGCUGACUGUGUGAGUGAAUGACUAUAAGAAUGAAAGACUUCAUUUAAAGGGGAGUCAUUUGACUUUGAUGAAAGUGAAAAUCUAAUUUAUGGCUGACAAAUAAACAGUAAUCAAGUAAAUGAAAAUCGUCUACAAAUAAAAGAAAUUUAUACAGCUAUGAACAUAAUUUAUUAAUGGUAAAAAAGAUAGAAUCAUAGAAAUUGUUCACAAAUUCUGUGUUCUUUUUGUCCAUCCUGUCCACUUGGGAUUUCGGGCUUAGUUUCUACAAGAAUCAAGUGUUCUUUUUGUCAUAAUAUAGUAAAUCCAGUAACCAGUCUUGUUCAGUCGAGAUGGCUGGGUAGUGCUUCUGAUUGGUUUGAGAAAAUUUCCCUUGCGGCACGACCAAUCACAAGCACUACCCAGAUCUGGGCAUUAGCAUGUCAUCAGUAUUGAAUUUGUGCGUUUGUUCUUCAGACUUAAUUUCGUAGGGAAACCAGUGGUGGCACUUCAAAAUGUCAACUGUUUUCUCAGGUUAACCUUAGUGUACGCAACUACUUUAUGGUGAUACAUACAAAGAUUCCAUAGGUUCAGUUGUCAACAAAAACUGCUACUGAAAGAGUUUUUCAUUCAUGUAUAGAUUGUCAGUGACAUAAAAUAUGUGAAGCAAUAGCAUUGUAGAGAUCACUUUCAGAUGAUAGCUUGUGAAAACAACAAUCUUGCUCCUCGCUUCUAGAGACAUCUUGCCAGGAGGGAUGUUUGCGCCUCAGCGCCAGAAAUUUCAUACUGAAGACGUAAAUCAAUGUUUACAUAAUUAAUCAGGUUGUUUUGGCGUUCCAAAUGUAAAUUUGUUCGAUUUUGUUUUCCCCAGUUGAUUAUGGUGAAGUUAAUUUGUGUUUCUCUGUGAACGACCUCCGUGAAUAUGUACCGUUUUGUAGUGGAUUUAUCAUGUUUACAUGCAAUCAUUGUGACCAUUUGUCUUUUGCAUUUGUCUGUUUUUUUUUUUAUAAAAAUAGCUAUAAUACAGUUUAACUACUGCAUGUACAUGUGACCAAUUAGAGCUCCCGACCAGAUUCCAGACAGAUUUUAUGUCAUCUGUAUGGGAUUUUUGUCUCUGAGGUAUAGUGGCGAGGAGGGAGGAGAGACAGUUGUUUUCUUGCGCUAACUUCAUGAUUGUCACUGCUAUUAGAGAAAAUUACUAAUUUUUGCACUCCUGUUCAUUUUAGUGGCAGUACAUCAACUGACAGGCCACAAAGUUGGAGUUAAGAUCCUCAACAGACAAAAGAUAAAGAACUUAGAUGUCGUAGGAAAAAUAAGAAGGGAGAUUCAAAACUUAAAGCUUUUCAGACAUCCGCACAUUAUUAAACUGUAAGUAUUUGGCUAGUGACUGAGCUUUUGCUUGAAAUGAUCUUGACCCCUAUUAAUGAAUGGGAGUUUUAUCACGUGGCAAAAUAAUAUCUUCUUUUCUCCUUUGAGACAGUGAGUUUAAUCAGUUUACUUUCUUUUAAUCCAACUUGUGCAAUCUGAAUGCAUGAUCACUGAACUUCGAACUUUUAGAUAUUUAAGAUUCUAGUAUUUCAGUGCUGUGUGAUCAAAUAAAGGGAGACUGGAGUGAUGGGAGAUUAUCUCAAGGAGUAUUGGUGCGAUUAGCCCAUUACAAACCCUGAAAUCAUGAAAUGUUAUUGUACUUUGUUGGCCUUAACCAAUUCCUGGCUAACAAAAUUUGUUGUAAAAAUUAUUCUUGAUUUUUAUAAUAUUUAUUUUGUAUUAUUCCAGAGGGUCAGCUGAGCAUCUAUUUGCCAAAAUAAAUUACCCCAUUUAUCAAAGAUGUCUUUGAUCUACAAACUCCUCACUACUGAGUCAUCAUUAAUGCCUGUUGUUAUUUUUGAUUGUUGUAUACAGGUAUCAGGUCAUUAGCACUCCUUCGGAUAUAUUCAUGGUUAUGGAGUAUGUGUCAGGAGGGGAACUGUUUGACUACAUUCUAAAGCAUGGAAAGGUAAGCAUCCAUGUUCCUUCUGGAAUCAAAAUCAGUUACGGUGCACAUGAGCCAAGGUGGUUCUCUGCUUAUAAAUUCUCAAGCUUCAGUCAUAAGAUUUAUUGUUCAAUUGUACUAUUAAUGACUGGUGCUAAAACCAGGGUUCUCGUUAAGUGCCAGCAACCAACUAAAAAACCGGCUACUUUGAGGUCUGAGCAAUCUGCUUUUGGGGGAAAGUCGGUGAAGUGAGGGAGUGAAAUCCUCAAAUUGCCUACAGCACUAAUUGUCUUGAUUGCCAACCAUCUACUUUUACAUCCUAGCUGUCUACUUUAAAACUUAAUGGGAACCCUGAUGAUUAUCUAAUUGCCUUACUCUGCUGUUUUGUGUUUUUAGCUUGAAGAAAGAGAGGCACGGAGGUUUUUUCAACAGAUUAUAUCUGGAGUGGAUUAUUGUCACAGACACAUGGUGGUCCACAGGUAUGGAAUGGUGUCUUUCCUGGUACCACCAGUUAGUGCCGUUACAGAAUAAGUCACACCAGUGCGAGUUCACCCGAGUUUCUGUACCAGAUUCUAGUGCAAAACUUGCUCAUAAACACCCUUUGAGUAUUCUCAGAGUGUCAGGUGUCAUUGGAGGUUGCCAUGGUUACCAUAUCAGUUAGCUCUGCUUAUUUUUCAUGUCUUUGCCUGUGUUGCUGAUUGCGAGCACCCACUCUUUAUGUCGCAGUAGUGACCAACAUUAAUUUUCUCCUAAAAAUACCAAUAAUAAUAUUUAAAAAAAAGUUUAUGAGAAUAAAUAAAAGGAUAACCUAAGGGAAAAUGCUUUGAUCCUUGAACAGUUUCCCUCAACUAAUUCUGUAAGGAAAUGUAUGGAGAUCAGUUUAGAGAAUUUGUAUGCGGAUACUGGGGCUUGAAGGGUUAAUGUGCCUAUUAAUUGUGAAAAAACCCUGACUUCUUUGUCCCCUUUAAUUGCCAAUAUUGAACUUGACCAGUAUUUCCUGACUACCAUUUGCCUUAGAUUAGCUUGAUAUUGUGAAAUUGUCAUCUUAUUCAGUUAAAUGUUUCAAAUUAUUUGACUAGGGAUCUUAAACCUGAAAAUCUCUUGCUGGAUGCACAAGCAAAUGUAAAGAUUGCCGAUUUUGGUCUCUCCAACAUGAUGACUGAUGGAGAAUUUCUUCGAACAAGUUGUGGAUCACCUAACUAUGCUGCACCUGAGGUUAUUUCUGGAAAGUAAGUCUGCUAGUUGACAUACAGUGGUAGCACAUAAAAAGGAACCAGGUUCAUAAAGCUCUUCAACAUCCAUUUUCUUGACGUUAUUUACUACAGCUGACUUGACUCUCUUGACACCUCUGUAAAACAGACACUUAAGGACACCUCUGCCGGACUUGCAAAAACAGAUGCUCAGGGUUCUCAAUAGAAGGAGGCAGCGAUUGGCUGCGACUUUGGGAUUUAUAGAGCUUACUUUGUGACUUUGCUUUGCUUUGUUUUGACACGUCUCGCUUUGCUGAAGAGCCUCCUACUUUAUCAGUGAUCACCUCCUACUUAAAAAUCUAUUGAGAACCCUGCCCGCUCUGACCGCUAGCUUGAUUUGUUCACAGUAGUCUUGCAAAUUCAAAUCCUCGACCAUGCUUGUAAAUAGCCAGCUGGUUUGCCUCUGGCCAGUUGGGAUUCUUAACCCUGUUAAGUUCAAUUUGAAUUGUCACUAGCAUUAGUGCCAUAAAUACUGCCUGGGUUAAAGAACGGAAUUAUUAUUAUCAUUUUUGAUUGCCGCUGCUCUUUUGCAGGCUUUAUGCAGGACAAGAAGUUGAUAUAUGGAGCUGCGGUGUGAUUCUUUAUGCCCUUUUAUGUGGAAGUGUGAGUAUCAAAUUUGAAAAACCUUCUCUUUGAAUUCUCAAAUUCCCUUUGUUUUGUAAUGGCAGAAAUAUUAUCUUUGGUAAGUCCUCCACUUAUUUUGGUUUGUUUUUCUCUUUUCAGCUUCCAUUCGAUGAUGAGCACAUACCAACUCUUUUUAAGAAAAUUAAAGGUUGGCAUUUCUACUCUUGAUCUCUUUCUUUUUCCCCCCUGGUACAGGAUGUAUGUAGCUAUUAAUUGUGUAUGGUUUGGUAGUAUUUUCUCUUAAAUAUAAAUUAUUAUUAUUGUUGUUUCCUUCAGGUGGUGUGUUUUACAUCCCAUCACAUCUUUCAUCGGAAACCAGUAGUCUUCUCUCUUCAAUGCUCCAAGUUGAUCCAAUGAAAAGAGCUACAAUGCAACAGAUAAAGUGAGUUGGAUAUACUGUAUAAAGUUGUCUCAUGUGAAAAGAAGUAACUGCAUCUGAAAACGGUAUUGCUUGAGUACCAUCCAUUUUGUGAAAAAUCUGUUAAGAAGUAUGUGUAAAUGUAUCACUAUUUCUCAUUCAUGAUUUUGCUUUUGUUGUCCAUAAAAAUCUGUAACUUAACUUAAAACCUACAAAGGUAUCUUGUUGAAAUUGUGAACCUACAUGUAUAGGAAAUGCAGGGGAACUAAGUUCUUAGUUUUAUGGUAACAUAAUUAUUCUUGCAAGAAGAAAGAAGUCAAAGAAUUAAAUGAUAUUGAUCAACCAUGUAUUUGUAUUAUUCCUUUUGUGGUAAUUGUGUCAUUUUGUGGACAAUACUAUUUUUGUAUAAACUUAUAAGAUUAUUUUCUCUGUUCAAGAAAGUGAAGCAAUAAAGAUAUUUAAAUGUACUAUGUAUGCAUCUUUUAAACUUGUUGCUUUGUCUGAUGUGAGUGUUUGAUCUUUAAUAGUUAUUAUACACUGUAUCACUCCCGGUUUUUCCUUCAGAAAUCAUGAAUGGUUCAGAAAGGAUCUUCCAAUUUAUCUGUUUCCAUCAUCAAAAUUAGAAAGUGAUGUCAUUGACCAAGAGUGCUUGACACAAGUUUGUGAGGUUGGAAUUUCUUAUUCUUUAUAAUAUUUUACUUAUCUUCUUUUACAUGUCUAACUGGCUACUGUUUGUGUGAUUUGGUUUUGUAUGUAAUUCUAAACCUUUUUCUCUGUGAAUCAAAUGUUUUAGUCUUACCAUCAAUUACUUUCACAUCAAGUGUUUCCUGUGUCAUUUUAAUUUUUUUAAAAUUACAUCAUUAGGGGCAUUGUUUAACUUAAACUUGUUAAUCUGAAAAGACAUCCCCAUUAACCUGUUCGGCUAACUCAAUGUUGUACCCAAUUCAAACCCUUUGGAAAUGAAAUGUUUUGUUUCGGGAAUUUCCUUGUCAUUUACUUGAGAAUGCCACAUUAUAAUGCAAAUACAAUACACAAAUAAUUCUUAACCCCGGAAGAUUCGAAUUGUGUACAACAUUGAGUUAGCCAAAUAGGUCUAUUGGGCUUUUUACAUUUCCAUGAUGUAUGUGGGAUGAUUUCCCUUCCCUCCCCUCCCCUCAGUUCCUCAGACUUGCUUGAGCCAGCAGUGGUGGUAUAUGUUUGUAGUCACUGUAGUUUAUAUGUCUAAAAGACAAUUUAAUGAUGUGUUCCACCAUAUAUAUUUUCUUACUCAACAGAAACUAAACUGUCAUGAAACUGAUGUGAGAUGGGCAAUAAAGAAUGGAGAUACUCAUGAUCAACUGAAGAUAGCUUAUCACCUUAUACUCGACAACAAGAGAAUGAGAAUGCUUGGUAAGUUCAGUAUUGGAAUGUGACCGGUUUCUUUGGAGGAACAGGUUUAUAAGGCAUUGGGAUAAACUUUAUUUAUUUUUUUUUUUACAGCUGAAGGUGAGGGAAAACUACAUGUACAGGAGUUCUACUCAUCUGUUUCUCCACCCACCUCUGCAUUUAUUGUGAAAGACUCGACGUCUCUUGUGGUAGGUGUCUGUGUUUACAAAAAUUGUUAUUCAAACAGCAGUUUUAGCUCAUCAAAGAAUUUACGGGGGGUAUAGUUGAAAGGACUCUUACCGCGGAACAUGAUAGCUACAGCUUGCCAGAAGUACGACCUGUAAAACUGAAUUUCUUUGCACCCACAAUAUACGCAUUAACAAGUUGAAAACAUUCAUUUAAGGUCGAUUAACAGUGAGGAUGUCGCUUGUUACCUGAAAAAUGCAUUUAGUAUUAAGUUUAUUAGAUCAGUAAGUAUCAUAAAAGAUCUGCCUUUUUUUCACCAGACCACAACAGCAACGCAGCGACCCUCAUCCACUCCAGUUGAUGUUUUAAGAACUGGGUCCACUGCUCUUCCCACUACACCCUCCAAGAAAGUGCCGUACCUCAGGUUAGCCCUGGGAAAGCGACCCAAAUGGCAUUUAGGUAAGUUUAUAUCAGGCAAGCAGGUAGUACGUGUAACCAUGAGCUUUAAAAGUUAGGAAACCCUGGUCAGUCUUGUAGCCAGUUUAGAACUUGGAAAUCAUUAGAUUUGUCCAUUGACAUGUUAAUGAAAACGAUGUAAUCAAAAUAAUGCCAUCAUAAUAAAGCUAUCAAAUCCUUUCUCGAUAGUAUUAGACCAAUUCAUGGUGAGUUAAUUUGUCCUUCUUACAAUAAAAUCUGUGAAUGAAAUCCUAGGGUGUUACCAUUCGGAUUAAACCUCUUUGUCAGAUCUUUUUUAUGAUACUUUUUAUUGCUUUAGGAUUUUGUACAAAGGAAUUUGAAUCUGCCAUUGAAUUUUUUUCUUUGGUCAUGGGCAGGAGCGAAAUUGUUCAGCUAAACUAUUUAUCAGUGUUGGAUUAAAUCCACAAAGAAUGAUCAGCCACUAGAAGGAAUGAAUAAUGGCAACUCUAGCCUAUAUUUAGUUAGUUGAGUCUUUUCAUGUUUUUUUGUUUUGUCUUGACAAGUCUUGCCUUGAAUCAUAUUUUAAAUUGAGUAAAAACCGUGUUAAUGAUUUUUAUUUUUGAUUACAAACUGUUUGUGUGUGUCCGCAACAGGUAUUCGGUCACAGAGUAAGCCAAAUGACAUAAUGGGAGAAGUUUACCGAGCCAUGAUGUCUCUAGGAUAUGUAAGUGCUCACUUGAAAUUCAUCAGAAUUUUAAGUCAUAAGUUGUCUGUCUUAAUUAUAUUGAAAAUGUGUGUCCAUAUUGAAAAAAUUAUAAAUACCCCGAAAAACACUGUCCUUGUGUUGUACUUGAAUGUGUUUGUGAGAAUUAUUGCAGGUAACUAUUAUAACUAAUGAGGUUUUUUGACUUCUGUAGGAAUGGAAAAUAAUAAAUCCCUUUCAUCUUCGAGUGAUACGUCACAAUAACGGCACAGGAAAAUAUGUAAGUAUUUUGAUACAUAGUCACUAUGAUAUAGUUUGAGCAUUUAGAUCUAAUCAGUAACUUGUUGCAAAAUUCAACAUAAACAAAAACACCAACAACUCAAACUUUUUAUUGGCAUUUUGUAUCUUUUUUACUCUAUGAUAGGUAGAACAGAAAAAAAGUUCUGAUGCAUGCUUUUUACAAACUAUGAUUUUGUUUCCUCAUUUUGUAGACCAAGAUCGCCCUACAGUUAUACCAAGUUGACCACAAGAGUUAUUUGCUGGACUUUAAAAGCCUACCUUGCAUAGACCCUCCAGAACAUUCAGAGGGAGUUUUAACAUCUGGAAAAUCCUCCCGGAAAUCAUCAUGUAAUUCUUCUUUUAGCAGCCUUAAAGAUUCCGAUAACUUGAGCUCUCCUGGUCACACUGGCUCACAUCAUGUUAUGGAAUUCAUGGAAAUGUGUGCCAAUCUCAUUGUUGCUCUUGCUUGUUAAAGGAGGUGGGAUAUAGUUGUAGGAUAAUACAGUGAAAAUGAAGCAAAUGGAAAGGUAAAUAAAUCACUGGAGUUGCAUUUCAACACCAGAGGGAGUGAUGCAGAUCGGUUGCCUGAGCGUAAAGUUAUCUUCCAUCAGUUUUUUUAUGCAUCAUCAAACUGACAUAUGUGCGAUAUGCCACUUAACAAAAGUGUCAACCAUGACGGGGGAAAACAUGUAUGGAGACAUUGACGUCGUUUCCCUUGCAAACAUGCAAGUUAUUGAUGGAAGUGUCAAGAGCAUGAUGGAUUAAAAGUAAAGAGAGAAGGAAAGAGAAAAAGUGAAAAUAUCAAAGGUGUUCAUGCUUUGGUUUCUACUAAGGACAGUACUUCUGACUGCAAUUUGUGGUGAACAUUGGGUCCACAGCAGAAAAAUUAAUGAAUAAAACAAGCUGAAGAAAUAGUCUUUGGUAAAUGUACUGUAAAUUACAUUAUAUUUUAAAAAUAGGGAAGCCUUUGUAAUUUCUAGAAACGUAUGUUUAAUUGACCGUAUUUUUAGGCUAGCCCCACACAAAUCUGAAUACUUUUCAGGAAACCGGAUUUUAAUUUUUUUAACUCGAAUCAGCCCUCUGUCCACAUGAAACCAGUGAAUCAGGUCACCGAAACUGCCUUGUUUUGAAACUGCCCUCCAGAUUCCGGAUAAAAAAUAUUCAGUUUUAAAAAUGACUGAAUUCAUGUGGACAUGGCCUUAUGUGUACCAUUUUUUUCCAUUGGGACUUCUUUAAGGCGCCUAAACUUAACAGGCAUUUUCCCUUUGAAUAUUACAGAAAAAAAUUUAAAAGUUAGUCAUUAAUAUUAUUUAUUGCCCAAGUGGCCUAAAACAGUUAAGUGUAAUUCUUCAAAAGUGCUGCUUUGUAAAGGUUUCAUCAAUGAGGACAACAAAUUGCAGUACCAUUCAGUCAGUUACAUUUUUAUUUUUUAUUCAUGACAAGCAUGUUUUGUUCACAUGAAGAUAGCAACGGAUAAUUCCAUGUGCAUUAGAAGUAAAAUUACCGACAGCUUUAUGCUUCAUUUGCAUGCUACUAACUUUCAAAGCUGAUUUCUUUUCUGGGAAUGAGUCACCAGCGUGUUGUUUACUUGUAACAGAGGAUUUACUAUACAAUUGAACCUCGAUUAAUGAACUCUUACUGCUGUAUAUAAAAAAAGUGCAAACCAAAACAUGAAAGACAAAACUUUGCCUUUUAGGAUAUAAGAGCACUUGCUUCAAUUCCAGACUGGCCAUGUUUCAUCAGUGAAAUGUAAGAUCUCAUCUUGCUGCUUACAUAAGAGCUGAUGUGGAUAUACCAGAAGUUCUUCCCUGGUUUCAUGAGACAUUUAAUGUUAUAUAGACAGAGGAAAGCGUUGUUAUUCUUGUCCAAGUGAUUUAAAUUUGGUUUGAAAGAACUUGUGUUAUACUAAGGUUUAGAUUUGCAAAGGUGAGAAAAGUUCUAGCAAACCCAGUUUGUCUAAAAAUUUUUUAAGCAAGUGACUGCCAUGUUAUCAUUUUGCAGUUUAUUUUGGUGUACAGUUAAAUCCCUUCCACACAACAGAAGUUGUGUCAGACUAAUAUUCGUAUUAAAUUUAAGAACAGUACAUUGCAGUAAGUUUCAAGCAGUUCAUUCAGUUGCUUUACUUACAGGGAGUUUUAGUUAAUGACGUUAGAGGACCAUUGAGUAUCUAUAUUCAUCUCAGAAAAGUGUCUGCCAUUCAGAGACCCUGAGAUACACUGUUUCCAGUUUA